CUAAAGUGACAUUUCCUACGGAAAUAGCUCCGUCAGGCCUGGAUGGGAAAGGGAAAUAAUCGGGAUAAACGGGAACUGGAUACAAACCACAUGGAAUACUUCUAUAAUUAUUAGGCUAUUAGCCCAACCACAUUCUAGCGACAGCUAUGCUGACUAUGCAGUAUGCCCGUAUUAACUGGCAUACCGUAAACCACACCCCUAACUUGUGCCAAUCACAGGGGUGUAACAUUUUGGUUACAGAUUUCCCCAUAGACCGUGCAAGAAACAAGCCGUAUACACUCUUAUACAGAAAGUCUCACUUUCUGUUUUUAUUAUAGUGUAUAGGUCCUGCAACAGUGUGCAGGCCUGACGGAAAAUUUCUGAAGUCUGGACAAAUGCCAUUUUCUGGACUGCUUUGAACCUGUGAGAAUGGUUGCUUGCAGAACUGGGUUACCAAUGCUUCAUGUACAGCAUACAGGGAAUUGAUUAGAAUUCUUUUCCCUUCAUGCAUUCGAAAAAGCGAACCCACCAACAAAUGCGCCAUGGGAGCUCGCGUAGCGGCACGGGUGCUAUCCAUUACCAGCACGGCCUGCACGGGCAACAACAAAGAUCUCGACAAUCUGCUCCAUCGGUCUCGAAGUUUCCUACCCAGUUUUCGCGUCCAUCUGAAAAGCUCGUCAUUGACUUCCUAGAAGCUAUACGAACGCCUGGCACACCGUUUUCAUCCCUUCAGCUGUUUAGCGAAGCCCUGGAGAAAGAUGGCAAGGAUUUGGUCGGAGUUCUCUGCCGGCGAACCUCAGGAACGGAAGUAACGUCGUUGCUUGCAGCAGCGACGAAACUGAAGGCUCCCGACAUUGCCCUGAUAUUUACAAUUCUGGAGCGCAUCGUCCUGACCAUUGUAUCAGAGCUGGAUGCCCUGGAAAGCUUCGCUCUGGAGAUGGCGGAGCAGUUGCUGACUAAGCACGUCAGAACGUUUUACUACAUGCUCAAAACCACGAACAAGUCCAACCAAAUCAAGUCCGCUUUAAAAUUGCUCAUUAGUUUGUGCACAUUAGGAAACCGCACCGUGAAGCUUCUGGCGACGCAUUUCAGUUUUUCAGCCUGCAGUUUUUCGGCGUUGGUGUCACGGAGAAAUACGGUUGAUCCGCAGGAUGUUCGAGCGCUAACGGUGCAUCUCUUAGUGGCCAUAAUGAUGUUUGGCGAUAACUUCGCCAUUCGCCACCUGGCGCAAGCGAAAAACGUGAUUGCAGCAGUCUUUCCCGGGAUGAUUGUUGAUCGACCGGAAAUUGUACAACUUUUGCUCUCCACUUUGCUGGACAAGGUUGUGAAGAAUUCAUCCAUAUCUAAGACGAUGAAAAUCCAGUUAUUCAAUCAGACGACACUGCGACAGCUGUUGAAAGUGCUGGCAUGGAAUGGCCAUCGAAAAAGUGAGAAAGAGUUUAACGAGAACGAAGUCGUGCCGGCUUCGACGGUGGAUGCUCGAGACAGUGUUCGAGAUGCUAUGAUGCAGUUCUUGCUUGUUGUCUGUACCUCAACAAAAUUUGGCAUCGUUUUCCAGGAUCCACUUUUGGGAAAUUCAUCGAAAAAUGCCAACCACAUUCUGACGGAAGUUAUGCGCACGCUGGUGCCCACUUCGGUGUAUCAUCGCAGCCUAAUGCGAGCGGUGCUGCUUGCUGCCCCGGAUCAGGUCGUUCACUUGCUGGUCAGCUGGAAACCGGCAUUUAUGCCUCGCAAUUCCGACAACUGGUUCCUGAUGAUAAACUGGUUGAGCGAGGUAUACGACGGUUUCGAUGUUGUAUCGCGACUUGGAAGUAUUCCAGCGAAAUCGGUCGUUCAACCGUCCAUGAUGUUGGUUUUGCCGCCAUGGAUGGAUAAGGAUUUUCAGCGAGAAGUUUUUGCGUCCACAGUGCAUUCCAGUGUCUCCGAAGCCUUUACCAGUUUUUUAGAAAAAGCCUUGGUUCGGGCAUACAAGAUCAUGCUUAUUCUGCCAGCUAAAGACAAAUCCGAAUUUUUAAAGCUUUUACCGGAUAAAUUUGUGGAUGAUCAGAUUGUUACCGCUUACUUAUCAGACGCCAAGGUCUUGGGGCAGAACUUGUCUCGAUUUCUGGAACUGUACGCGAUAAUCCUGGACACGUCGGUGCCGAAUCAUCCAGAACCGGUUGAAAACAGAGCAGCGAUAAAACAAGAUAUGCAGCAGCUGUUAAUGAUUGCGGAGAGUUCCGUUAGAUCCCAGGUGAAGGAAGUUGCCGUUGACAUUAAUGACCCAGCAAUCCAAAAGCAAAAGGAACGGAUGGCAGCGCAUCUGGCCGCUACCGUCUUGCGCAAUGAAUUGACGGAAUUUCUAUUAGAAAUAUCUUACACGAAUCGGCAAGGCGUACGUGGGCCAUUUCUGGAUCUUCUAUUGAAUGCCUAUGGAGCGACGCUGUCCCUGUCCGACCAGAAUAUCUACAAAGCUCUGACUAUAGCUGAGGCAUCAGCAGAUGUUGCUAAUAAGGAAGUAUUCGCGUUAUUUGGCAAACUGGCGCAGCGGCAACAGCAGGUACGUAUGGGGCAAGGAGUUGCAUUACCCCAUACGACCCUGCGAGAAUUUGUUGACAACCUCGAUCGUAGCAUGCUCGUUUUAACGGCGUUACAUUUCCCCAUUCAACUGUGCCUUGGUAGCACCACGGCGCCUGUUAUAGAUUCCCGGAUCUACGAUCCCCGAUACCUACUUACCAAUUUUGGGAUGCUGUUGCCCAGACCGAAAUUCAACAUUAUUCAUUUUGUCGAAUCCGGUUGUUUGGGUGUGGUGGUCGCGGCUUUAGGUAGCUUGGACCAGGCCAUGCGAGAUGCGGCUGGCUUUUGUUUGUGCAGAUUAGAAGAACAAGUUCAGGAACUCGGUUUCAGAUUGAAAGAGCAGCUGUUGUGUGUUCUGUCGCAAAUACGGCGUGCGAGUCGAAGUGGAAAACCGUGGCCACAUCUGUGGACCGUCCUCUUGACUCGAUUUUUUGUUAGUUUCUUUGAGGAUCAGAAUCAUAAUCGUCAGAUGAUCAUGGAGUUUUUCCUGGUUAAGCCUGAUUUCAACUUGGAAAGCGUGCCGGAGUUUCUGAAGUUAUUUGAAAGCAGUGAGCUCAGCCAUAUGAAAGACCGGAAAUUUGUUUUGGAUAUAAUUAAACACGGAGUGCGACAGUACCGUGAUUUCGAGAUCUGUCGCCAUUCCCAUGUGUUCGAAGCUGUCUUGGCAAUGUACGGAUCGCCGCUAUCGAAUAAAGCGCAAAACCAGCAGGUGGCUGAAGUGUUGGAAGCCGUUUCCGCGGUACCGUACGUAGGACGGGCAUUGAUUAAACAGUUCGGUUUAUUUUCUUGGUUAACACACGCCCUGAGCGGAGACGAGGAGCCGUUAAUAAGUUUGUUGCACUGCGCCGCAAAUUGCAUGGGAGACACGUUGUUUGCAAGACCAGUCAAUCGUGCCUACUUCCGGUCGCACGGCUUGCUGUUACUUCAUCCACUGCUCAAAAUUGGAGAAGAUUUUGUGAAGCAUGUCAAAAUUCUGGAAGUGAUCUUGAUAUUUGUUCUUCGUCUGCUUCUUCUGAACACACUGGACAUGGGUACAGCGGAUAGCCAUUUCGGAUGGGAAAAUGUUUCCGCUGUCGUCAGAUUGCUGUGCCACUAUAUGCAGUUAACUGGGUUUGGCAAAGAGCCCCACCAUCCGCAAUUACCGAAGUUGUCAUCAUUUGUUUCUAAAUUAAAAAAGAAAUCUAAUUCUUCAUUAGAUGUUGCGCUUGUGGAAGAUCUUUCACGGUUAUUAUGUAGCGCGUUGAAUAUGCCAGCUGAUGCCGAUUUAUUUUUGGAUUGAUCCAAACUGUGUGAAGAAAAGUAUUGUGUUAAUGUUGAGAAAUAAAAAAAGA
Molecule: messenger RNA, 3866 nt
Organism: Paramacrobiotus metropolitanus
Lineage: Eukaryota; Metazoa; Tardigrada; Eutardigrada; Parachela; Macrobiotidae
Exons: 4
Coding region: 485-3814 (1109 amino acids)
Biological process (GO): maturation of LSU-rRNA from tricistronic rRNA transcript (SSU-rRNA, 5.8S rRNA, LSU-rRNA); maturation of 5.8S rRNA from tricistronic rRNA transcript (SSU-rRNA, 5.8S rRNA, LSU-rRNA)
Cellular component (GO): nucleolus
Source: RefSeq, a predicted model, not a curated record